CUCCUCGGACUCACGGUGCUAACCAUGGUCAAUAGCUCCAUAAGUUAGCUAGCACCAUCCGUUGCUCAGCUGCGGUGUGUUGCUAAUCAAACUCCGAGUUAACAUUUGUCAACUGUCACUAACUCACCGCUUUUAUACAGCGAAUGUGGAGGCCACACCGGCCUCACCACGUCCAAACUGUACCACGGACUCGGAGGAGGACACGAUGAAUGGAGGGAUGCUCACCUUUAACCAGACGCACAUGAGGAAAGCCUUCCAGCUGAUGAAUGACCUGAGAAGUAAAAAGUUGCUGUGUGACGUCCAGCUGGUGGCGGGCAGCGUUGAAGUGCCGGCUCACAGGGUCGUCCUGGCGUCGUGCAGUCCCUACUUCUGUGCCAUGUUCACAGGUGAUAUGAGCGAAAGCAAAGCUCAUCAGGUGGAGAUCAGAGAGGUGGACGGACAGACCCUCAAAAAACUCAUCGACUACAUCUACACCGCUGAGAUUGAAGUCACGGAAGACAAUGUCCAGGUUUUGCUGCCAGCAGCCAGCCUCCUCCAGCUGAUGGACGUCCGGCAGGUUUGUUGUGAGUUCUUGCAAUCACAGCUUCAUCCCACCAACUGUCUGGGUAUCAGAGCCUUCGCUGACCUGCAUACAUGCACACAACUUCUCAACCAGGCCCACGCAUACGCUGAGCAGCAUUUUGCUGAGGUGGUGCAGGGGGAGGAGUUUCUGGGUCUCUCUCUACAGCAGGUCUGCAGCCUCAUCUCCAGUGACAAACUCACAGUCUCCACUGAAGAGAAGGUGUUUGAGGCAAUGGUAUCUUGGAUAAAGCACGAUAAGCCGGCGCGUCUGGAGUACAUGCCCAAACUCAUGGAACAUGUCAGACUUCCACUGUUGUCCAGGGAUUAUCUAGUACAGAUUGUUGAGGAAGAGGCUUUGAUAAAGAACAACAACACCUGUAAAGAUUUUCUCAUCGAAGCAAUGAAGUAUCACCUGCUGCCCGCCGACCAGCGACACCUGAUCAAGACGGACAGGACGCGACCACGGACCCCCAUCAGCAUCCCCAAGGUGAUGAUAGUGGUGGGUGGUCAGGCUCCAAAGGCCAUUCGCAGUGUGGAGUGUUACGACUUCCAGGAGGACAGAUGGUACCAAGUGGCCGACCUGCCUUCAAGACGCUGCCGGGCAGGUGUGGUGUCGAUGGCCGGUCGGGUGUUUGCAGUCGGAGGGUUCAACAGUUCACUACGGGAACGAACGGUCGAUGUCUACGAUGGAGGACAAGACCAGUGGAGCGCCGUGGCGAGCAUGCAGGAGAGACGCAGUACUCUGGGCGCUGCAGUGUUGGGGGAUUUACUGUACGCCGUGGGGGGCUUCAAUGGAAGUAUAGGUUUGUCGACAGUUGAGGCCUACAACCAUAAAAAUAACAAGUGGCUUUAUGUGUCCUCUAUGAACACCCGACGCAGCAGUGUCGGCGUUGGAGUGGUUGAUGGUAAACUGUACGCAGUUGGAGGUUACGAUGGUGCAUCCCGGCAGUGUCUCAGUACAGUCGAAGAAUACGACCCGGUCACGGACCAGUGGUGUUACGUAGCCGACAUGAGCACACGGCGAAGUGGAGCAGGUGUGGGAGUGCUGGGGGGCCAGCUGUACGCUGCCGGGGGACACGACGGCCCUCUGGUGAGGAAGAGCGUGGAGGUGUUUGACCCACAGACCAACACAUGGAGACUGGUCUGUGACAUGAACAUGUGUCGACGAAACGCAGGAGUCUGUGCCAUCAACGGGUUGUUGUAUGUGAUUGGAGGAGACGACGGUUCCUGUAAUCUGUCCUCAGUGGAGUUUUACAACCCCACCACAGAUAAAUGGAGCCUCAUUCCCACAAACAUGAGCAACGGACGCAGCUACGCAGGAGUCGCAGUGAUCGAUAAACCUCUAUGACCGAGGUUCUCCUCCAUCGGCCCCACGUCAACAUCCAGAGUCACUGAGACGCCGACGUCUGACGCUCUGCAGACAAACAGAGACUGAACGGACGAGACGCCGUCUGUCUCGGGCUGACGGAGUGGACCAGGACAUGGACGUGGUUUCCACAGCUCCACUCUGCUGCUCUGAUGUUCUCCAGCCUUUGUGGCUCCUGACCUUUAAGGGGAACGUCCCAGGAAAAGGCCUCGUCUCAGUGAAACCUUCUGAAAUGCCAAGCACAAAACGAAACCGUUCCCUCAGAGGACGGAUCUAACGGAAUCAGACCGAACGGCCCAGAGGCGGCGCUCGGCUGCCUCGGACCAGACGGGAACAUUUUUUUCAUCAGCUGACUGGUUCCCAGAGCGGCCGCCGUCAGGAUGUUCACAGUGUUGCUGCAAUAACGGUGAUUUUGCAACACUUGCCUGUGAUUGGCUGUUUCUGUUUUCCAAAUUCCUGGAAACCCAGCAGUGCCACGGGAGCCUUUUUUUUUUUUUUUUUUUAAAUAAUGAGACUUGCCACAGCUUCCAGAAUAGAAUCAUCCUCUGGCAUCUACGCAGCGGGUCGGAGCCAAGUCGUCUGAGUCUGAGGUGGCAGCUUCACAGAGGAUCUAUUCUCCAUCUGGACCUGAAGAGGAUUCACAGAAUGUACAAAGCCUCUUCUAUGCAAAUGAUUCUAUUUAAUGUUUGAGACGGUUCUGAAGAGGCUGCGCUCCACCGGCCCAGUGUCGGACCCAGGCCGGUGGACUCUGUUAUGAACACACUACUGAUGCACUGAACACUUGCACUGACUGAUCCAGAUGCAGACCCGGUCCCUGCUGGUCUCUGUCGGCCAGAAAAACCGGAUCCCAGACCUGCUGUCAGACAGACGGCCCAUCGGCUGUCGGUCCUACUGAUCACACCCACGGCUGCGUUUACAUGCACAGAAUUAUCCGACUUUUACACUUAAUCUGAAAAAGACAGUAUUCAAAUGGAAAUGAAUAUUCUACUGAUUCCUGUUUGGAGGAUUCUCAUGAAUAUUGUACAAGAUAAAGCAAAAAAACACAUCAAUUCUAUCCAAUUUCACUCUUAAAUUCUCAUCAUUGUGCACAUUUUUAAAGUAUUUUCAUACAUAAUUACACAUAUAGGAUGAAAAUAAAUGGAUUUAUGGCACAUUUUUAAUUAGAAAUGUGCAAAACAACUCAAAUAUUUUUGAUAAUGAUAGUGUCACCAUAACAUUUUAAUGUAGAUAUUGAUCUAAUCUUCAAAGCAUUAAAUUGUUAAAACGCAGGAAGCUGCAGAUUACGAUUCCAUUUUCCUCAUAUUGUUGGAUAACAUGUACAAUUUCACUAAAUGAUACAGUUUUAAACCAAUCGACAUCAUUUUCAUAGAAUAAACUGAGGAUUCAUUUUGCCAAAUUGACUUUGAGAUUAUUUUUUUCCCUGCAGAUUCUUUAUUGUUAUGAAUUAGUAGAAAUACUAUUUACUGUGCCACAUCAUGGACUCAUAUA
Sphaeramia orbicularis (orbiculate cardinalfish) is the source of this 3415-nucleotide messenger RNA. It is a transcript of the gene klhl3, whose product is annotated as kelch-like family member 3. The transcript is spliced from 15 exons. Gene Ontology annotation, molecular function: protein binding. Lineage: Eukaryota; Metazoa; Chordata; Actinopteri; Kurtiformes; Apogonidae. The record is from RefSeq and is a predicted model, not a curated record. The coding region runs from base 206 to 1909 and encodes 567 amino acids.